Molecule: messenger RNA, 1094 nt
Organism: Quercus lobata
Lineage: Eukaryota; Viridiplantae; Streptophyta; Magnoliopsida; Fagales; Fagaceae
Exons: 2
Coding region: 160-864 (234 amino acids)
Source: RefSeq, a predicted model, not a curated record
CACCCAGUCCAUCUUCGAUGCUUUGAAAUUGGAUUAUGCUGUGUAGCUCUUUGUUGUUUUGAAUAAAAUUUUUCUUGAAUCCCAAAAAGCCACCCAAAGAAGAAGAAGACAAUUUUAUACGAAUCAUCUUUGGUCAAUCGAGCCUUUAACCGUGUAAGGAUGCGACCACCGCCUACUCCUCACUCUAAUUUCUUCUCUUCCCUCAAACAGGUUGAGAAGAGACUGAAAUUAGAAGACACAUCAAAAACCCCAACUCUCUCUGUCUCAUCAGAAUCUCAAACUAGCAUCAACUUGGCCACAGAAUCUUUGAGCUCACCCUUAUACCUCCACGUGGACCAAUCCCAUUCGCCCAGUGAACAACAACCACCAUUCCUGUCAAGUACUUCCUCACAGUACCCACAAACCCAACAAUCCAACGACUUAUUGUUAUUACACGACCAACCCAAAACUGUUUUUCACACUCAACACCAUGAAGCCAUUGACGACAUCCAACGGUUAAUACAGCUCUUGGGUUUAUCAGAUUGUUAUUGUAAUGGUGAUAACAAAGAAGAAGAGGAGGGAGAGAGAGAAAGACAGAAAAUAGUUGGUAAUUCUUGUGAUUUUGAUGAGGGUGAAGAUGGGUUUUAUGCAAAGAUUGUUGGGGUGAAGGGUCCAAAGUGUGGGAAGGAAGUGGAGAGGUUGGAGGGUUGGAUUCAAUAUUUCAUGAAUGGGGAGAUGGAAAGGAGAGAGCCUUUGAGGUUGGCAUAUUUGCUUUUGGGUAAGGCUGCUUUUGAGAACAAGGAGGAUGCUGAUUGUGGCUAUGGAGGCUUGGACUUCCCUACAAGUGUACAACAGUUUUUGCUGAAUGACCCUCCUACAGAUUAAGGCACCCCAGCAUAUCAUAUGCCUCCAAAAAGUGUCAAAACACUUGGGAUAGGUACCCAUGUAUGCAUAUUGCAUUGCCUUUUAGAACCCUUUUAGUUUAUGCAAUAUUUCUAGCAUUUGCAUUAUUGAUGAUGGUGAUUAUUGUAUAUAUUUCUGUUAGUGUAUUUAGUUUUCUCUUUUGUUUGUUCUGUUCAUGAUGUUAUAGAUGUUAUAAAUUGAUUUGGCAUAAA